UUAUUGAAUGUCAGAAUUGGGGUUCAUGACAUGGGGACCCUUUGUUUAGGCGGUUCACUCGUUUCUUCGCUGAAAAAGUCGCAACACAAAUGAUCGAGGCUUCUUAACGAAACAGCCGGACCCAAGAUGAAGUGUCCGUACUGCUUAGCGGCGCAGGGACGCUGCACCACGACAACCACUGGCCGCUCAAUCACGGAGUGCACCUCGUGCGGCAGAGUCGUCGAAGAGCGAAUGUUCCAAAACCACCACUUAUUCCAUCUCCGAGCACAGGACAACCCGCUAUGCCUGGUGACCUCCGAUCUCCCCACAGUCACCCCCGCUCUUCAAAACAAGAACAACGACGAGGACCCUUUCGAGCCGACGGGCUUCAUCACGGCCUUCUCCACCUGGUCCCUGGAGCCCAGCCCACUCUUCCUCCGCUCUUCUCACUCCUUCUCCGGCCACCUCGCUGAGCUUGAACGGACCUUCGAAGUUAUCUCCUCUUCUUCAACCUCCACGUCAUCGACAGUUGUGGUUGAUAAUUUAAGAGCAUAUAUGCAGAUCAUUGACGUGGCAUCGAUUUUACAAUUGGAUUAUGAUAUAUCUGAUCACGCAUUUCAGUUGUUUAGAGACUGUUGUUCAGCUACUUGUUUGAGGAACCGGAGCGUUGAGGCUCUUGCCACUGCUGCUCUUGUUCAUGCCAUUAGGGAGGCCCAAGAGCCCAGAACUCUGCAGGAGAUUUCGAUUGCGGCUAAUGUGCCUCAGAAGGAGAUUGGAAAGUACAUAAAGAUACUUGGAGAGGCUUUGCAACUAAGUCAGCCUAUUAAUAGCAACUCCAUAUCAGUUCAUAUGCCCAGAUUUUGUACUCUUCUUCAACUCAACAAAUCUGCUCAGGAACUGGCAACUCACAUUGGAGAAGUUGUAAUUAACAAAUGCUUUUGCACUCGGAGGAACCCCAUUAGCAUCUCUGCAGCUGCUAUAUAUCUGGCCUGCCAGUUAGAAGACAAACGCAAGACUCAGGCAGAGAUUUGUAAGGUGACAGGUCUGACUGAGGUUACACUAAGAAAAGUAUACAAGGAGUUAUUGGAGAACUGGGAUGACCUGCUCCCAUCUAAUUAUAUUCCAGCUGUCCCUCCGGAGAAAGCAUUUCCCACUACUACAAUUGCUUCUGGACGCACAUCAACAGUUAAAGUUGAUUCGAGUGAAGUGACUCCUUUAGACAAAGAUAAGCAGCCAGAGACUAAGCCAAAUGAACUCCUAGAAGCUGAAAGUAGUGGUGAUGUUCAUGUUGCGAAUGCCUCCAUGUUGAACCUCCCACAGACCUUCACACAGCCCUGGCUUCAAUUAGCUGCAUCUAAAGUGAAGACAUCUGGAGAGAAAACUCAGAGUGUUCCUCGAGGAGACACCAUUGAUGUGCAGUCUAAUUAUCAAGAAUUAGACCAGAAGAUAGAUGAGGACACAAAGGCUGCUAUUACUUCUGUAAGGCCUAGCCAGUUUUCAAGUACUUCAGCUUCAAGCGUGAGUUCAAUUAUGUGGCCAUUUAGGCCUCCAUCAUCUUCCAGGUCUUCUGUGAGUGUUCAAGUGUAUCCAUCAAAGUUCCUGCCAGAUCACACUGAGCUUCAGGGAACUGGAGUUCAAAAUGAACACAAAACUGACAAUCAAUAUUCAGACACCAAGUAAUUCUAUAGAAUUGGCGUUCUGUUAAAAUCCCUUUUGACCUUUCUGAAUCUGCAAAUCUUUCGCUCCAGAGUUGCUAUUUCUCUUGAAUGGAUGUACUUAUUGUUUCCCACAACUCUAUAUCGCUCAAAAUGUUUUUGCGUCUUUGAAGAUGCCUCUACUAAUUAGGUAUAGGAUUCCAAUUAAACUACAAAAUCAAAUUGUAUUGUGACAUACUUUUUCCACUGUUGCAGCAUUGAUCUUUUGGCACUUCUGCACAUUUUAUUUUGUUGCAACACCUUGCUCUUGCUGACGGGCAUUGCUCUGUAUUUUGUGAUUCCCCCUUUUGAAUUUUCGCAUCUUCUUCAUUCUAACUCAAGUUCUCAAUCCAUUUGAUUUUGCUUGUCAUGAA
Mangifera indica (mango) is the source of this 2047-nucleotide messenger RNA. RefSeq names its product plant-specific TFIIB-related protein 1. Gene Ontology annotation, cellular component: transcription preinitiation complex; nucleus. Gene Ontology annotation, biological process: DNA-templated transcription initiation; transcription preinitiation complex assembly. Gene Ontology annotation, molecular function: TBP-class protein binding. The transcript has 4 exons. The record is from RefSeq and is a predicted model, not a curated record. NCBI's taxonomy places the organism in Eukaryota, Viridiplantae, Streptophyta, Magnoliopsida, Sapindales, Anacardiaceae. The coding region runs from base 127 to 1659 and encodes 510 amino acids.